AAAGAAUAAAGUCAAAAACUUUACUCUUCAUAGGAUCAUCCAAUAACAAAAUCCAUUUAGUUGGGUCCAUUGUUGCUAUCAAAAUCCCCAAACCCUACACCAUAACCCAAACACUUCACCUCCCAAGUUCCCAAUGGCCUCUCACUACCACCACCCUCACCCUCACCCUCACCACCACCAAAACCACCCUCCCAUCACCACUUGCUGCUGCACCACCUCCUACUCCUCCUGCCACUGCACCCAAUCCCACCACCCUUACCCUCCACCACACCCACCUCAACCAUCCCCAGACCCACUUCUCCAAGCCAUUGCCUCUCAACUCCUCAUUUCUAAUCCCCCAGAUCCCUACCUCCAUCCCCACCAAAACCCUCACAAAACCCACAAAUCCCAACACCCAAAACACCGUUCCCACAUUCAAGAACAGCAAGAACAACAACUUCACUCUCUUCUUUCCAGAAUCGAAGCCCUAGAAGCUUCUCUACACCACCACUCUGCCAAUCGCGCUCGGUCUUCGGAUUCUUACUCUCUCAGAGACUAUGCUGCUCGGGUUAUUCAGACCCAUUUCCGGGCCUUCCUUGUUCGCCGAUCAAGGACUCUCCGGCAGCUCAAAGACCUCGCCUUUAUCAAGUCCUCUUUCGCCUCUCUCAAGUCUUCGGUUUCGAACCAGACCCACUUCGACUUUCACUCCGUUUCUCAGAAAGCACUCGCUUUGCUUACCAAGCUCGACUCUAUUCAGUGUGGUGAUUCGAUUGUUAGAGAUGGGAAGAGGUCUAUAAGUAGAGAUUUAGUUCGGUUCUUAGAGUUUAUCGAAGGGGUUGUUGUGAAAAGGCAGGCGAUUUGCUUGAAACCAGUGAAGAAUGUGAGGUCGAAUGUGAGGUCUGUUCAAAAUGUGAAUAAGUCUAGGGGUUUGGGUAACAAAUGUGGAGGUUUGGGGAGGGAUCAGAGGGAGAUGAUUGGGAAAUUGAAGGAGAGGAUUGAGAAGAUUCGCGGGUUUGCUAGAGUUUCAGAGAAUGAUGAGGAGGAUGUGGAGCUGGAAGGGUUUCAACAUGUCAGUGAUGAUGAUGAAGAAAGUGUAGGUCAAUAUCGGAAUGGGGCAGCGGUGAAGAGGCAUGGGUUUCAACCUAAGGUGAAGAAGAGUGUGAGCUUUGCAGAGGAUGGGAAUGUGUUUAGGGUCUUUAGCAACAGCGAUGAGGCUACGUCAAGUGGGGAUGGGAGUGAUUCCGGGGAUGGGAGUGAUUCCGGAGAGCGUGUUGAGAACUGUAGUGAAGUUGAGGAUGUUAAGGGCUUUGCUCAGGAGACUGAGGAUGAUGAUGAGGUGCACUUAGAAAAUGGCGGAUCACCGCAGACCAGUGAUGCAGAAAGAAACCCUAGAGCCAGAAUGACUCAGAGAAGAGGCCAUGGUCAGGGUCAGAAUGAGCAUUUGUUGUUCUCCCCUCCUUUGCCUGUGAAGAUGGAUUCUAAAGAUGUGGUGAAAAUAAACAAGGGUGUAAAGAUUGUGACAUGAAGGGUGUAACCUGAGUUCAUUUAGGUUCUACAAAGUUUUUGUGGCAAUUGGGAUUGAUAUUUGGUCCUUUCUGUUCCACUUGUGUCAUUCUAACCAUUUAGAAAUUACCGUCAAAUAGGUUUGUAGUGUGUGUUUUACCCCGCCUCUUUGCUGUUGAGGGUUUACCAAAAUCUAUUGUGUAACUUUCCGCCGAAGAUUGUAAUGUUUAUUGAUUUUGUUUAAGUUUUUUUUGUUCCU
This is a messenger RNA of Rosa rugosa (rugosa rose), 1741 nucleotides long. Its product is annotated as BAG family molecular chaperone regulator 8, chloroplastic. Gene Ontology annotation, cellular component: plasmodesma. The record is from RefSeq and is a predicted model, not a curated record. Lineage: Eukaryota; Viridiplantae; Streptophyta; Magnoliopsida; Rosales; Rosaceae. The transcript has 2 exons. Gene Ontology annotation, biological process: protein folding. The coding region runs from base 134 to 1504 and encodes 456 amino acids.